Sitodiplosis mosellana (orange wheat blossom midge) is the source of this 814-nucleotide messenger RNA. RefSeq lists its product as uncharacterized. The record is from RefSeq and is a predicted model, not a curated record. Lineage: Eukaryota; Metazoa; Arthropoda; Insecta; Diptera; Cecidomyiidae. The transcript is spliced from 2 exons. The coding region runs from base 145 to 711 and encodes 188 amino acids.
AUUCGAAUACAACACAUCCAGCUGCAUAGACGCUCAACUCAACAAAAAACAUCACAUCACAAUUGGGAUCUAAAAUUUGUUCAUUGAAAUUGAAUCAGACAAGUAAAUGUUGAAUGAAAAUUCUGAAAAUUUCGAAGCCACAGUAUGGAUAUGGAAAAAAUUGAAGCUGAAUUUGAGUUUUAUGGUUUUACACUUGAAGAGCUGAAGAAAGAAUAUGAGCGAUUGUUUCGGUUGCACUGCAAACGAAUGAUGGAUAAAUUCACAGAGAAUGUUAUCGUUGCGGCGCAAAGAGAACUUACCGUCGAAACAGCAAACAAAAUCAAAUCAUUGGGCAACAAUGCACUGAAUUUGAUAAAACCGGAAACUGUGCGACUCCUGUCGAAAAUCCACGCACUCGUCGAUAAACACUUGACAAUCCCGCCGAGUAUACCGAUUAGCGAGAAUUGUCUGCAGAACACACCCGACAUGGACGACUAUGAAAGAAAGUGCAAAGAGGAUAUUGCUGAACUGGAGUUGGUUUACAAGCAACAGGCAAUUAUGUUGGCACAUCUUGCCAAGGAGUUGACAUUCUAUGACAAUGAGUUGAUCGCAGAGGCCGAAACCGACAUUGAAAUGUGUAAUCUCUUUGAGAACCAUUUCACCGAGUCCAAUUUCAAUGCUGAACUGAUCGAAAAUAUGGUGAAAAUUUUGAAAAACAUUUCAGUCGAAUAAAAACAACAACAAAGCAACUGUGUGUAGUUUUUAAUAAGGAAAAUUUGUGUUUUUUUUCCAUGUUCAGAAUAAAAGUAAACGUAUCAUUCUCGGAAAAAUCUAA